AAGUCAUGCCUUCUACAUUUAGGUUACCCUUUCUCUUUGGAACUUGAUAGUUAUAGCCUUGGCCUCCCACAGAAAAUGUCCUUCUCAGAUGAAACGUCGUCAGUAUACAAUUGGUGUUAUUUUCCCUUGUGAUUUUGAGAAACGUUCUGUCGCUAUUGAGAGGGAUCCCACGUUUCAAACAUUAAGAAAAAGUGGGAUUGACUUUGUUUUUACAAGUCUCUCUGUUUGCAUCGGUCAAACAUAGUGUGGUCGUAGUUUGAUCUUUGAUCCUUUGUGGAAACUUAAAGGUUUAGUCGAAAAUGGACCAGAAAAUCACCCCUAGUCACUCUGUCUGAGAAACAUUAAAACCUUUUUUUCUUGAUCAGUGGGCUGCCAAGUCAUUUCAUCACCCUGAUAUUUCAAUUCUUACUAGUUGGAAAUUCUUUAGAACUACUUGUCUACCUUGAUGCAGUUAAAUAAAAUGGAAGCCUUGAAAGUCUAAAACCGGUACACGUAAAAUCCGGGUCGUCGACACCAGAUGUUGCUUCUAGAAGAUUAGGGUUUUUUUUUUGUUUCUUCUAGAAGGGUGGGUUGGAUCUAUCUAGAUCAAAGAGUAGCCUGCCCGGCCGCAUUCCUUCUAGAAAAGAAAAAGGCAGAUGUCACUUCCGUUUAAAUAUGAGUCUCUUUUUUUCUUCCAAGGAAUAAAAUACAUUUUCAAGUUGAGCAUGCCAACCUGCUAAGCUUGAUAGCCAACGGCAAAAUUCGUGUGUCAAACACGGCAGCUGCCCCACCUCUCUUUUCUUUAUCAGUUCUUUUUAUGUACUUCCUUUAAAUAUUUCUGGUCCAGCUAUAUGAAAAAAAAUCUGUGUAUGGGAAAGACUUCACAACAAAGUCACAAGCAAAAUUAAUGCUAUUUUUCUUUUGUGGUGUUGUUCUCUAGUGUUGACAAGGAUGGACAUAAAAAAUCAUAAAGUCGUUGAUGUCUCUUCUUUCUUUCUCUUUGAGGCUACCGGAGAUUCGGAAGCUGGUUGUUUUGAUCCUGCCAUGGCUGUUAUCAACCAUGCUGAAGAUGACGAUGAUGAUGAUCAUGAUCAUGAUGAUGCAGAGUCAUGCAGCUGUGACACAUCUGAUUUUGUUCCCAGUGUUAGAGGGCUUAAUUGCUUAGAAGACAAAGCAAAUGUUGAUGAUGAAGAUGAGGAGGAUGGGGAGGUGGUGGAGCAGCAAAAGGAGGUUCAUGUGUGUGAAAAAUGGAGCAAUGAUCAACGAAUUGGAGUAGCAAAAGAACAGAAAUCAGCUGGUUCUGUCGACUCAACAAAAUCCUUGAAUGAGAUGGAAAAGAACAGGCUAUUUUGGGAAACCUGCCUGGCAUCUUAGAGUCUGGGUGUAUUUUUUUUUUUUUUUUGUUGUAGCUAGCCAAAUGACUUUCUCUCUUUCCUUCUGCAUCAUGUUCUCCGGUUUUCCCUAUUUUUAAGUUCUUCCCACUCUUUUUUUGGCUGGGUGCUUUUCCAUUGUGUAUUGUUUGAGAUACUGCCAAUUGUACAUGGAUAACAUGGUUUUGUAACAUGAAGAAAGUAUACAAACGAAUCAAUCUUGUUUUUGUAAUCUCUGCAGUUUCUCUAAAUAAUCUUUGAGGGUUCUUUC
Molecule: messenger RNA, 1620 nt
Organism: Theobroma cacao (cacao)
Lineage: Eukaryota; Viridiplantae; Streptophyta; Magnoliopsida; Malvales; Malvaceae
Product: myelin transcription factor-like protein
Source: RefSeq, a predicted model, not a curated record